AGCGUGGGGAGAGAGAAAAAAGCGUGUUGCCUAUGUAGGCUAGCCUGAGAGUUGUGCGUGUGUUUGAUUGUGAGCGCGCAUGAGAAAGAUUCCGGGAAGGGUGGAGAGAGAGAACAGUUACUCGGUUGGGGCUGUGUGUCGUGUGCCAGAUGCCGACAGAUGCGCUCAAAGAAAGUAUCAAUAUCGAGGAAACAGUGGCGAAGAGCGACAGUAUGACUCUGUCCAGUGCCCAGCCUUUACGCAGAGGAAGUACCCCUGUGCCAAUCAAACACCAGCUCAGACGGGAGGAAGCAGUCCAUGAUGAUUGUGAUUGGACAUCAGGGUUGGCUGGACCUUCUCCUCCUCCAAUCAGUUUCAGCCCAGCGAAAGAUGAGGCCGUCACCUUGGCUGUGGAAGGAGCACCCGCCUCUGAAGGGCCUUUUCGGAUUGCUCUGCUGGGGCAGAAUGGGGUGGGCAAGUCUUGCCUCGCUAUUGCCUUGGCUGGCGAUUUGGAUAGAACUUCCUCUGUGGAUUCUGAGGGAGAGGGCUACGUGCGCACUGUCACCGUGGACGACGAGGAUUGCACCAUCCUUAUCUAUGACAACUGGAGGCAGGACCUAUCUGCUCUGCAGUGUGAGGUUUGUGUCCUGGUGUUCUCUGUGACGGACAGGCGUAGUUUUCACCGUACCGCCCAGCUCCGCCUACUUCUGAGGGAGACACAGCCACAAACCCCUAUCAUCCUUGUCGGCAACAAGAGUGACCUGGUCCGUUCACGUGAGGUCAGCGCUCAAGAGGCUUUCACCAGUGCUUCUCUGUUUGACUGUCUGUACGUGGAGAUGUCAGCCUCUCUGGACCACCGCACUGCGGAGCUCCUGGAGUAUGCAGUGAGGUUGGCCAGGGGCCUCAGCCCGGUGCCCCCGGGGGCCUGUGGCCACGACAUGGCUGGUGGCCGGGAGACCAUGACCCACCGCGCCAAGCGCUUCCUCACCAGCCUGGUCCCACGCCUCCCCCGUGAGAAGGAACGUGAUGGGGGCAAGUUCUUCAGACAGAAGUCCCGCUCCUGCCAUGACCUAGGGGCUCUGUGAGCAGGGAGGAUGGAGAGGUACAAAAAGAGAGGGGGGCUAGAAAGAGAGCAACAACAUUAUGGCAUGUAAGAAAUUGGAAAACUGAGAGGGAUCCAAAGUGGUGAAUAAUGGUGAUGAGGGAAGUGAGUGUGAAUGUUUGUGAUGACGUGAGGAGACAGCUGACUGAAGCAGAGGAGAGCAGGAAGAGAGAACGGCAACAAAGAUGACUUAAAAUACCCAUCCGAGUUGAUAGACGUAGACAUUUUGUACCAUAAAACCAUAGAUAAUCGAUAGAGAAGCAUUCAUUAGCUGUUCAACCACUGUACAUACAACAGAACGAUGCUGUAGUGAUGGAACUUCACCACCUCCAUUCCUGUGUGAUUUUGUUGAGGACCAAGUAAAAUACUUUUAGAACUCAUUAAAAAGGAAGCUGAA
This is a messenger RNA of Esox lucius (northern pike), 1478 nucleotides long. Its product is annotated as GTP-binding protein REM 2. Gene Ontology annotation, molecular function: calcium channel regulator activity; GTP binding; GTPase activity. Bases 150 to 1064 code for a protein of 304 amino acids. The record is from RefSeq and is a predicted model, not a curated record. Gene Ontology annotation, cellular component: plasma membrane. The transcript has 6 exons. Lineage: Eukaryota; Metazoa; Chordata; Actinopteri; Esociformes; Esocidae.